Molecule: messenger RNA, 2246 nt
Organism: Plutella xylostella (diamondback moth)
Lineage: Eukaryota; Metazoa; Arthropoda; Insecta; Lepidoptera; Plutellidae
Source: RefSeq, a predicted model, not a curated record
AAUGUAAUUUUUCUCUGCGCAGUGAAUGAGUGGAAUAAACGUAAAAAAUAUAAACAACACUUAUUAUAAGUAAUAAUAAACAAUAUUAUUACUUAAUUAGGAUUAGUUAUUGAAAUGUUUUAGUUAUCUCAUUUAAUUCAAUGUUUCCCAAGUAGGUAUAGGGAUAAUUUUUAGCGUAGCGUGGCGGUAAUUAACUGGUUAUAAAAUGAAUACAAGUCUGUUUAAAAAUAGUCGUGCUAUUUCUAGCUGCAGACUCUCAUCAGCCAAAUCCGAACGAGAUAUCCGCAUAAGAAACGUCUCUAACCUAACGAAGCAAGAAUUGGAAGACAACAACUACAAGUUACUGGAGACGAACUUAGAACUGAAGAAAACGAUAAACGACCAGCAAAACAAAAUAAAAGUACUAACAACAAAACUGCUCAGGAUCACAGCAAUUCAGAAAAACAAUUUGAAGAAAGAGCAAAAAGAAUGUUGUGCUUCCUACAAGUCUAUUAUUGAAGAACAGAAUAAUGUUAUUGAAGACUUGAAGCUGACCAACAGUGGAUUAACUGCAAAAGUUCGUGCACUAAAUGUGCGGGUGUGCUCCAACAAGCAGUUCUCUGCGGGGGGAAACUUCCACCACUGCUCGCUGUGUGCGGCGCACCCUGCCAGCCCUUACUCCGUCAAGCUUCAUAGGUCAACUGCUGCUCUAUCAAUAAAUAGUGCCAGAAGUGAUUUUAAAAUUAGGAAGAAAAAUUAUUCGCAGAUUGAUUUAAAAGAUAAUGACAGUUUAUGCAAUGAAAAUAAAUGCAAAACACUUAUAGAAGAAUUGCAACAGAAUAAAAUAGAACUAAUGCAGAAAUUACAAAUCACUGAAGCAAAGUUCAGUGCUGAAAUAAGUGAACUGGAAUCAGAAAUAACGAGACUUAAAACUGAUAAUGCACAAGCGCGUGCAGACCUCCGUAUAAUAGAAGAUGACUACAAAAGUGCAAAAAUGCGCAAUAAGGAAAUGUAUGAAAAAACCAGUAAAACCGAGGCUUUAUGCUGUGAAUUAAAAUAUCAAUUGGCAAUUGAGAAAAAGAAAGUAUCUGAGCUCGAAACAGAAGUUAAAGUUGCCGUAUUUUCUAGUGACGUCGCAAAAACAAUUGAAAAACAUCUCUGUAAUCGUAAUCAAAGCGUUUCCACUGCAUCUCCAAAUCAAUCGCCAUCUUUAAAGCACAGGUUAUCUGUUAGUGAUAAGAGUACUUCAAUGAUGAAUCUAGAUCUUAAGGAUAUUAAAGUAAACAAUGAUGAUUCAGGCUUUGCUGAUCCUGACGUUGAUGAGCAGAUCCAUACAAAUAAAGAACUUCAAAAAACUAUAACUGCUCUACAAACAGAAAUGGAUGAGUUGAAGUUAUCUUUAACAAAAUGUAAUUGUAAAAGCAAGAAUACAAUUGUUACUUGUGAGGAAGCCCGUAACACAUCCAAUGAACACUUGAAUAUGACUGAUGGUAACGGAAGUAAUGAUAGAAUAAGUAGACCAAACGUAUCGAAAAACAGUGCAGGAGAUUCUUUCAAACCACGAACUGCGAGCCACAUACCAAUUGCGAUUCCUAUUCCUGCUAAAAGAAAAAUAAAUGAUACUAAAAUGACGAACGUCAAAUCAUCUGUAGACAAAGAAAAUAUAUCUGAAAGUAAAGAAAAAUAUGAAAGUGUGAUGCAAAAAGAUGAAAACAAAGAGAUAGGUAACGAGAGAGGUGUUGAUGAAUAUGAUAGACCAAAUACAAAGAAAAUAAAUAAAACUAACAAUAAACGACAUGAUAACUCUACCAGUAAGAAAAUCAACGGAGAGAACAUGUAUAUUCAUGAAACAAAUCUAAAUCCUGAUGAAGAAAAAGAUGAUCCUCCUAAAACUUUCACAGUUUCUUACAAAGGAAAAGAAUGCCAUACGUCUCCCGAUGACACUGAAUAUGAGAUAUCGUCCAUAUCUGAUUCUCCAAGAAAUAUCUUAUCUCCAGGUGAAAAGAAGUUCAGCAUGACUCAUAGCACUUCCUACACAGCCUCCGACACCUGGGACCUGGCUUGUUUGAGCGAGGGUGAACUACCUCAUACUAUCAGAGGCAGACAUUUGUCUAUAGGUGAAAAUCCCGCAGUUAGCUACACGUCUAAAAAGGACAUCGACCAUGAGGAUGUCAAGAUAGAAGAUACUCUAAAAGAGAUAUCACAGGAACUGGAAAGAUGCAAGCAUCUCCUACGACUGACUCCAUCAUAAAAUGUAUCAUGGUAAA